Molecule: messenger RNA, 1008 nt
Organism: Naegleria fowleri
Lineage: Eukaryota; Heterolobosea; Eutetramitea; Acrasida; Naegleriidae
Exons: 3
Coding region: 1-1008 (335 amino acids)
Source: RefSeq, a predicted model, not a curated record
AUGAACAAUUUCAGCAAUAAUUACUCCUUCUCAUCAUCCGCAAACAGCACAAGUUUAAACGUUGGAAUAGGAGGCGUUCCUGCAUCGUCAAGUAACGACAGUUAUUCAUAUUUGAAUACAUCCGGAUUGCACUCUUCGGAAUUUUCUCCCUCUGUAACUUCCACCAAUGUCAUUAAUCAACGAAUAGUGGAUGGAGGAAAGCCUUCAUCGUUUGUAAAUAAUUAUUACAAUCAAUAUUUGUUCGGGAACGACGACAAUAAUUCAGAGGAAGAAGAAGACGAUAUUCUGCUGCCUUUCAGAAACGCUGUUGUUUAUAGCCGUUCAGAAGAUCACCAACGACACUCAAAACAUGUUUUUGAAUUUCUUGUGACAUUACUUUGCUUGAUACCAACAACAAUUUUCAUGACAACGUGUACUAGUAUUUAUUUACAAAUUAAUUCCAUUAGUGGAGGCGACUCUGUACAACUAGAAAAGAAUCUCGACAAUUUUUUGCAUCCUCAUUUACUCUCUAUCAAUGCUUUAAUAACCACUAUUGAAUUUAUCAAAUUUGUGGUGGUUCUACUUUUUUCUGCAGUGUUUGCUUUUGGUAUUAAGGUCUAUACUUUUGAUAGCCAGUUAACGGGGGGAAUUAAGAAGAACCACAAAUUCUUUCAAUGUUUUCAAGAGAAUCUAACAGGAAAUCCAUUUUGUUGUCUUGUAGGGCUCAGUUGUUGCGUUUUAACCGGCUAUAUCAUUUCUAAUAUUUUACUAUCCUAUUUAAAUAUUUCGUUUUUUAUCACAAGCAUUACUCCAGAAUUUUCACAUGCCACCAAUCUGAAAAUAUCGUUCCUGAUUAAUUUUGUAGAUUGGAUUUUGUUUUUGACGUACUUUUUAGUAUUUUACAAACUUCAGCAGCGUCAACAAAAACUCACUCUAGAAAUACACGAAUCUACUGAUGAUGAAUAUUACGAAAGUGAUCACGAAAAUAACGGUUUUACAUCUCGUUCCUCUUCAGAUACCACAGCUUAA